AUGAUCCGUACCACUCAUUUGAUGUUGUUGCAACGCGGUGGAAGUCGCCGAAUCCCACGUUCCAUUACUGACAUGCCCUCUGCCUCGCUACGUCAUGGUUGGGGCGAUAUCGGGCGGAUGACUCCGCAAGACCGCCGUGAGUUACUGCGCGGUGAGUGGACCAACGCCCGUCCAGUACGUUUAAUUCCCAAUCCUGUUGAUCGUGACGCCGGUGGCUUCGUGGAGGGCGUCUCGUUCGCUAAUGAUGAUGAAGCGGCUGCUUUUUUAGCUCAGGAAGACGCCGACGACGCGGUGGAGCGGACGGUCUCCACCAUGCAACUUGCCCGUCACUUUUUCGAGGAGCUGGCGUUAACGUCGGAUACGGAGGUUGAUGUGGAGAAUGUUAUGGAAGCGGACAUUGAGUCGGAUGAGGAACGAGCGGAGGAAGCCCGAGAUGCUCAUCGCCGUUUUUUCGCUGAAUAUUACGAGCGGCAGGGGUUGGUAACGGGGGCAGAGGGCCAACGUCUUGUUGACAUCAUGACGGGACCACCGGGUCUUUUGCUCAUUGUGAACUCCGCUUUUCCAUUUGUCCGUUUUGUGACCCUCUGGCAGUUGCUUCGGCACGCACAAAGUGCUCAGAGUUCGGGCCGCGGAGCCGUGUUCACACAACACCCCGCUCAUCCGCUGCUCUUUUCUGCAGAAUUAUUUCCCCGCCAAUCCACUUGCGACCCAAUGGCCCUUCUUAACACAUCGAAUUCUCCCUCCGCUCUACCACCUAAUGAACCUGCAGGUGUUUCGGUUAAUGAGUGCGUCGUUGCGCAGCGGCAAGAUGACAUGGUGGGAGCGGAAACCACCUCUCGUGAAGCGGCGAGUUUGGCGUCGUUCCUGGAGGAUGAGAUAUCAUGCGUCCCAGAGGUGAGUGGGGUACACCAAGUAAUGAAGAGCUCACCUUUGACGAUUGGUCACAUGUAUUGGUUGCAGCGACAGGUGGCUGCUGAUACACUUAUUGAUUCAGAUCUUUUGGGUGUGUUGAUCCCUUUGCUGUUGAGAGUCACUAGUGCCGUCGCUGAUACGCAGAUUAUUCUUGACAUGUCUAGCCGAUCGUACCGCAUGUCUGAGCGUUUUUACAGUAAAGACAUCGCUAGUUACAUGGCGUAUCCCAGUGAAGGAGGGGAAAGUAGUGUAGGAUAUGUCGUUAUUUCAUUAGUGUCUCCAAACCGUAAGGUUGGUUGUGUGGUUGGUUCGGGUACGAGCAAUGUGGCAAGCCGCAAGUGUCAUGUCAGUGCUCGGGCAGAUGAGGAAGACGUCCCCGCGGCCAACAGCAGCGCAGAGGGUUGUUUGAGGAGUGGCGCGGUUGAAUUGCAGUUUAGCACGGGUUAUCACGCUGGUGUUGAGGGUCACGUGUUGCUACGAGCCCCUCCGCGUCAAGUACAUGAGGGGUUACGUGGCAACUGCAAUUAUGUACUGUGCUGCCCAGAUACAACCGCCGACGGUUGCAAGCCCCGUUAUGCAUUAGGUGUUAGUGGUGCCAUGGAGGGGGAGGAGGAGGGGGAGGGAAAUGCUGUGGUGAACCGGUUUGUGUCUGUCUGUCCGAGAGUCAACAAACUUUUCCAUUACCUGCGGUCGGAGUUGAUGCAAGCCCUGCAGUACGCAAAUCCGCGAUGUGGGCGUGUUGUGUACGCGACUCACAGUUUGAAUCCCCUAGAAAACGAGGCGGUAGUGGCAUCUGUGCUUACUGAUCUUUCUCGCGAAAGCUCCGAUCGCGUUUACCACCUCAUUCCACUUCCAGAGGGCGACAAGGGACCCUUUCAACCACUAGAAGGUGUGCAGGACAAAGAAGCAUUUGAUACUGAUGCAUUAACUUCACUGUCUUCGAUUAUAUCUGGAGGGCGCAGUGGGCUACGGUCUUGGGUUCCACUGGAGGGCGGCCAGCCAGAGCAGGAUCCCUCGUACUGUGAUGAUCGUAUUGUUGCUGAUGUUGCUCGUUGCUCGUGGCGCAGUGAUCCGCUAAGUGCUGUGGAGGAUGUUUGUUACGUUUGCGUUAUUGAAGUGCGCACAAGUCCUAACCGUGUUUUGCCUGCAACUUUCGCGGACACUCCGGGAUCCGUUCCCACGGGUGAAAUUAAUUCCGAGGUUCAUUGUACGGAUACCUUUUUCCCGUGGUGCGAUUUGGGUCACUUGCGUGAGCAUUGGGGGCUGACUCUCUGCUGCAUAUCAGGGGAGAACAAUGAAAGCGUUAAUAGUGGGUGCGUAGCGUGUACGGUUGCGGUGAAACGUGUUGUGGAUAUGCUUGACAGUCGAAAUAAUCACGAAGCGGGUUGUGGAGUCGUAAAGUACGGUAUUCGGGUGGAUGAAUGCCCUGCAAUUCAUCGACGCCCUAAUGAGGGUGGGGAUAGUGUUAUGGUACGUGCUUCGCUCAGUGGUACGUUGUUGUCGCUUGCCUUGUGUGAUUCUAUGAGGGAAGAGCAUCGCAUCUCGCGGGUGCUGUGGAUCCCAGCCGUUGCCGUGAUUGAGCUGUUACACACCGGAAACCUUACUUCAAUGCGUCUUCGUGAGCUGCAAGAUGCUCGGCGGGGUGCCACAAACACGUUAGCCGAUGUUGGUAACUUGUUGGCAAAAGGCAGUUGCACUGUUUUUUUAAGGGUGGAGGUACCGAAGCCCUUUUCUUCGGUGGAAUCACAUGAAAUGGAGUUACACGAGGAUUUGCAGGCUGAGUUGCGUAAGUUAGUUCUGGUGGCGACUGCGAAUAUGAGCUACGAUGCUUCUACACGGAGUCCUUUUAUUGUCUUCAAGAUAGAGGGCAUGACACCGCAUGAGCACAGUGUCUUGAGGGAGCGUGUGGUGGCCAUAAGCGAUGCGUUGCAGUAUUUAUUGCGCCGGCUCGGUUACCCAGCGGAUAUAUGGGACCCAACGUACCGCGACAACAUUCCGGAAGCGACGAUGCAGGAUGACGAGUACGAGGUGGAACCUUCCUCUUCCUCCCAUUACCAAUAUAAUGGCGAGGGUGAUGAGGACGAUGGACUUACGACUGGGAAGGGUCAUAGUUUACUUGGAAGACAAGCUGAGCUGCAACACGAGCGCCGGAUGCAGCGGAUGGAAAAGGCGCUGCGUUCACUAGGGGCUGCUGUUGACGGUAGCGCUGUAAACGACUGGGAAAAGGAUGUCCAGCGUUGGCGGCGUGGAUACCGCCCAUUAUCAGUGGGACGUCACGGGAAACACAAGCCAUAG
Molecule: messenger RNA, 3207 nt
Organism: Trypanosoma brucei brucei TREU927
Lineage: Eukaryota; Euglenozoa; Kinetoplastea; Trypanosomatida; Trypanosomatidae
Exons: 1
Coding region: 1-3207 (1068 amino acids)
Biological process (GO): RNA methylation
Molecular function (GO): methyltransferase activity
Source: RefSeq, a predicted model, not a curated record